CUCCCUGGCAAUUGGAACCACAACUGGAUACAAGCUCUUCUCCUUAAGUUCUGUGGAGCAACUAGACCAGGUCCAUGAAAGCAAUGAAAUCCCAGAUGUUUACAUCGUGGAGCGUCUGUUCUCCAGCAGCCUUGUGGUUGUGGUCAGUCAUGCCAAGCCACAGCAAAUGAAUGUCUACCACUUCAAGAAAGGGACAGAGAUCUGCAACUACAGCUAUUCCAGUAACAUACUGUCCAUCCGGCUGAAUCGUCAGAGGCUGGUUGUUUGCCUGGAGGAGUCAAUUUACAUCCAUAACAUUAAGGACAUGAAGCUUUUGAAGACUAUUCUGGAUACACCUCCAAAUACAACAGGUCUGUGCGCUCUCUCAAUCAACCACGCCAACUCCUACUUGGCUUAUCCCGGCAGCGCGACCAGCGGAGAGAUCGUGCUUUACGACGGAAAUACUUUGAAAACAGCCUGCACGAUUCCUGCCCAUGACGGGCCUCUGGCUGCUCUCGCCUUCAACUCCACCGGCUCGAAGUUGGCAAGUGCUUCCGAAAAAGGCACAGUCAUUCGUGUAUUUUCCAUUCCUGGUGGGCAAAAGCUCUAUGAAUUCCGGCGAGGGAUGAAAAGGUAUGUGAACAUCAGCUCUCUGGUCUUCAGCAUGGAUUCCCAGUUCCUCUGUGCUUCCAGCAACACGGAGACCGUGCACAUCUUUAAACUGGAGCAUCUCUCUGACAGCCGGUCAGAAGAGCCUCCAACCUGGAGCGGUUACAUGGGAAAGAUGUUCCAGGCUGCUACCAACUACCUCCCUGCUCAGGUAUCGGGCAUGAUGAACCAGGAUCGAGCCUUUGCCACUGUCCGCCUGAACAUCUCUGGACAAAGGAACAUCUGCACCCUCUCCACGAUUCAGAAGCUGCCUCGACUCUUGGUGACUACGUCAGAUGGACAUCUCUAUAUCUAUAACUUGGACCCCCAAGAUGGAGGGGAGUGUGUCUUAAUUAAGAAACACAGUCUGCUUGGCUCAGGAAAGAUGGAGGAGAACAAAGAAAAUGACCUUCGGCCUCCAUUACCUCAAUCUUAUGCAGCAACUGUAGCCAGACAAAGUACAGUGCCUUCAACUUCGACCAUGCCAGGUUAUUCGGAGGACGGUGGUGCCCUGCGAGGAGAGGUUAUCCCAGAGCAUGAGUUUGCAACUGGACCAGUGUGUCUUGAUGACGAGAAUGAGUUUCCUCCUAUAAUCUUGUGCCGUGGAGGUCAGCCGGGCAAAGCGAAGAGGUCAUGAUGAGAAGCAAACAUCCGCGCUUAGGACAGCUGCUGGGAAGUGCUUUGGAAAAGCCAGGAAUUUCGAAGAACAGAUUUGUGAGUCCCCAAGAUGAGAAAAAAAAAAAAACCCAAAUCCAAGGUGGGCCACUGCUUUCUCCUACGGUAUGUUUAAGUGAAUACCCGGCCCCACUAGCCCCUUGUUUUAAUUUGUGUCUGAGUGGGGUGUUAAUGUACUGUAUGCACAUCACUAUAUUUAACAAACUAUAUGUUAGAACGACAAUGUAAAUGCUAAUUUAAUCAGAUUUGUAUGUAACCAGAAUUUUAUAUACCCAUUUGUCCCUUUUCUAAUUUAUGCUGGUUUAUGUGUAUAAAUGUACUUAUAGGAAGGUAUAUUAAACUUAUGUCUUUGUACAGUAUAUACAUACUAUUUUACCCAGGCAAAGUAUUUUUGCAGUGAUAUUAGAGAAGAUGCCAUUUGCUAUGUUUAACGACAGAAUAAAGUCACGGUCUGUCCCUGGCA
This is a messenger RNA of Balearica regulorum gibbericeps (East African grey crowned-crane), 1765 nucleotides long. NCBI's taxonomy places the organism in Eukaryota, Metazoa, Chordata, Aves, Gruiformes, Gruidae. The record is from RefSeq and is a predicted model, not a curated record.